UUGAGUCCCUCACUUAUGGACCCUCCAGGCUGUCAGCAAGCCUCACAGUUACCAUCCCCCUUGCUUACGGGAAGCCUUCCCAACUCCUGUUCCUCCUUGAUGGCUUCUUCCAACUGCAGGGCUGGAGUUGGUUGCUGUUUCCACCUUUUUCUCUGUUGCCCUAAGCCUCAGACCCAGUUCUCAAAUGUCCAUGUGGAACUAGAGGCCUCUGAGGUUCAAGCUGAACACAAUGGAGUAUUCUACCCGUACCCCACAACCUUACCCUCGUGUAGCUCAGGAUGGAGGAGAAGAAACCUGGGGAAGCAGAAUGGCUGGUGUAUUUUUAGAAGGUAUUCAGUUUUCGGAGGGCCCUUAGUCCCAAGGAUGGAGGCAGAAAGCUAGGCCCAGCAAGGCUAAGGGUAUACCAGAGCCUCCCAAGAACAGGCCCAGGCCCAGGAACAGCAGGAACAGUGCAUCCUGGAGACUGAGUAGUCCUGCGACUAUCCCUGUUGGGAAGAGGGGAGCUGCCUGCUGUCCUGGGCCUUCACCAGCCCCCUGGCUCUGACCCAUUGGGAGAAGUCUUUGUUGUAGCGGCGUGGGACCUGAGGGCCUGUGGACAGAGAAGAUGGCAGCUCAAGGCAAUUGCUCAUUUGUCCCUGUGCUUGUGACACCUACCAGGCAGGCUGCUGCCACUUACCCAUGAAGCAGGUCGAAAGUAAGGAAGCUGAACAGCAGCAGGAGCAGCAGGGCUAUGCUAGCUGUCGAGAAGACUGUUCCAAUUGUCACUCCGAGUGCCCCCAGCCCUAGGAGACUGUCCAGGAGCUGGGCCUGGCUGACAUCCCAGGGGACACACAUGGCUCACUCACCUACUCAACCCCUCUCUAACAUCCAGAUCACUGGGAAGGAUAGGAUGGGGUCUAUAAGGGCUUUGGGCAUGGGCAAGCAGAGCUGGGGCUUGGAGGUAUUAGGAAGAGCUUGUGCUAGGAGAUUAAGAAUCAGGAGGGAGGAGGACCUUGGUAUACACUCAAGGGUGAGCUCAGAGAAUGGGGAACUCGGCUCUUUGUAGAUGCCCCCACCCCCAACUCCCACUCCACGUCUUCCCCAAACCCUCCUCACCUCCUCCCACUUGGGUCAACCAUUCUGGAUUUGGACACCUGGGGCAUUGUGACUUAUUGCCAAGGGAGGACCUUGAGUUAAGGACAGGACAAUAGUUUGUCUUGCCUCAUAAGCACUAGUAGCCUAGGUGGGGCUUAGCUAGCAAAUCAAUGUUUUCUGAGAAGUAGGACUCACCCUUAGUUAUUGCCUUGGCUAAUAAUUCUCUGCCCCGGGGACUUCCCAUGGGUUCUGGGUUGUCAGGAAAGCAUGCUAACAGCAUGACUACUUGGACUCCUGCCCAAGGGAGGAGAGGCUACUUCUUCCUGGAAGUUCCUCAGGCUGUGUGUCUGGGAUGUCAUUCAGUCAUUCAGUUUUCUGUAUCCAGUUCUCUUCCCUGAAUGUGGGAGACCUCAGAACAGCAUGUCCGGCUGCGAGUCAUCAAGAAGAAAAAAAUCAUCGUCAAGAAGCGAAAGAAGCUGAGGCCACCCGGUCCUCCGGCGACCGCCAGGCCUUUGGUGACCACCAACCCAGCGAAGACCCUCCCUCUCCCUGAGAAGCAAGAACCAGGAUGUCCCCCUCUAGGCCUGGAGUCCUUGCGGGUUUCAGACAGCCAGCUUGAGGCCUCUAGCAGCCAGUCCUUUGGUCUUGGACCACACCGAGGACGGCUCAACAUCCAGUCAGGUCUGGAAGAUGGUGAUCUGUACGAUGGGGCUUGGUGUGCCGAGCAACAGGACACCGAGCCUUGGUUUCAGGUGGAUGCUAAGAAUUCUGUCCGCUUCUCGGGAAUUGUUACGCAGGGCAGGAAUUCUGUGUGGAGGUAUGACUGGGUCACAUCAUACAAAGUUCAGUUCAGUAAUGACAGCCAGACCUGGUGGAAGAGCAGGAAUCACAGUAGUGGGAUGGACAUGGUAUUUCCUGCCAAUUCAGACUUGGAGACCCCAGUGUUGAACCUCCUGCCAGAGCCUCAGGUGGCUCGCUUCAUUCGCCUGCUGCCUCAGACCUGGUUCCAGGAAGGUGCGCCUUGCCUCCGGGCAGAGAUCCUGGCCUGUCCAGUCUCAGAUGCUAAUGACCUGUCUCCUGAGGCCCACACGCUGGGAUCUUCUGACUCUCUGGACUUCCAGCAUCACAAUUAUAAGGCUAUGAGGAAGUUGAUGAAACAGGUGAAUGAACAGUGUCCCAACAUCACCCGCAUCUACAGCAUCGGGAAGAGCCACCAGGGUCUGAAGCUGUAUGUGAUGGAGAUGUCAGACCGGCCUGGGGAGCAUGAGCUGGGAGAGCCUGAGGUCCGCUACGUGGCUGGAAUGCAUGGGAAUGAGGCCCUGGGGCGGGAGUUACUUCUGCUUCUGAUGCAGUUCUUAUGUCACGAGUUCCUGCGAGGGGACCCACGGGUGACUCGGCUGCUUACUGAGACCCGUAUUCACCUGCUGCCCUCCAUGAAUCCUGAUGGCUAUGAGACUGCCUACCACAGGGGCUCAGAGCUGGUGGGCUGGGCAGAGGGUCGCUGGACCCACCAGGGCAUUGACCUUAACCACAAUUUUGCUGACCUCAACACACCACUGUGGUAUGCAGAAGAUGAUGGGCUGGUACCCCACACUGUCCCCAACCAUCACCUGCCACUGCCUGCGUACUAUACGCUGCCCAAUGCCACUGUGGCUCCUGAAACGUGGGCAGUGAUCAAAUGGAUGAAGCGUAUUCCGUUUGUGCUGAGCGCCAACCUCCAUGGAGGUGAACUUGUGGUGUCCUACCCUUUCGACAUGACUCGGACGCCGUGGGCUGCUCGUGAACUCACCCCCACACCGGAUGACGCUGUCUUUCGCUGGCUUAGCACGGUCUAUGCUGGCACUAACAGGGCCAUGCAAGACCCGGAUCGCCGACCUUGUCAUAGCCAGGAUUUCUCCUUGCAUGGCAACGUCAUUAAUGGAGCCGACUGGCACACAGUUCCUGGGAGCAUGAACGACUUCAGCUACCUACACACCAAUUGCUUUGAGGUCACUGUGGAGCUGUCCUGUGACAAGUUCCCUCAUGAGAAGGAGCUGCCUCAGGAGUGGGAAAACAACAAAGAUGCCCUUCUCACAUACCUGGAGCAGGUGCGCAUGGGCAUUGCAGGAGUUGUGCGGGACAAAGACACAGAGCUGGGGAUUGCGGAUGCUGUCAUUGCUGUGGAGGGCAUUAACCACGAUGUUACAACAGCAUGGGGCGGAGAUUAUUGGCGGUUGCUGACUCCUGGGGACUACGUGGUGACAGCCAGUGCCGAGGGCUACCAUACAGUUACACGUCAUUGCCAGGUCACCUUUGAAGAGGGCCCUGUUCCCUGCGAUUUCCUACUCACCAAGACUCCUAAGCAGAGGCUUCGAGAGCUGCUGGCAGCCGGGGCUAAGGUGCCCCCAGACCUUCGGAGGAAGCUAGAGCGGCUGAGGGGACAGAAAAAGUAAUGUCUUCAGCUGAAGAGAGCCACAUCCUUGGACAGGCUGGACCUGUCCGGAACUG
This is a messenger RNA of Peromyscus eremicus (cactus mouse), 3561 nucleotides long. It is a transcript of the gene Cpxm1, whose product is annotated as carboxypeptidase X, M14 family member 1. The record is from RefSeq and is a predicted model, not a curated record. Bases 1473 to 3506 code for a protein of 677 amino acids. Gene Ontology annotation, biological process: proteolysis. NCBI's taxonomy places the organism in Eukaryota, Metazoa, Chordata, Mammalia, Rodentia, Cricetidae. Gene Ontology annotation, molecular function: zinc ion binding; metallocarboxypeptidase activity. The transcript has 14 exons.